AGACCAAAGGUAAUAAACUUGUUCAUGUCUCUCGGUUUUCUCAACAAUAUUGAUCUUAAAAAUCGAUCUAUAUGUCAUCAAAAAGAUUGCUUUCUGGAAUAAUGGAGAAAAAUGAAGAAAAGGGUAUUAACAUGUCCCUCAUGGAUUUGCCUGAGGCCACUUUGGAUUGCAUUCUAAAAUGGCUGUCACCAAUUGAACUGUGUGUUAUGUCAAUGGUGUGUGCUUCUUUGAGGGAUAGGUGUGGAAGCAACCAUUUAUGGGAAAAACACAUGGAAUUCAAAUGGGGUAGAGUCAUUGGAGAAGUUGCUUACAAAGAGUGGCAAUGUCACAUUAGAAAAGCAAAGGAAGGAACACUCUUGGGUGAUUAUUUCACCAAUCUUAAUGGAUCUUUGGGAUCACUUAGUGGCACUUGGCCUGAUUUGUACCUUGGUUCUUACUUAGAAGAUUGUGGCAAUCUCAAUGGUCAAUUUUCAAACAAGUUCAUGAAGGCCAUGUAUUUCUCUUUAGAGACGGGAAGGUUCUGGUUCCCUGCUCAAUUCUACAAGGGAUUGACAAUUUACAAUGCCUUGUUUAGCUAUGAUUCCAAAUCUGAUAUCUUUCAAGCAAGGCAACAUAAUGGUGGUUGGAGGUUUCUAGGAAAAAAUAUUGGGUGGGAUAUGGUGAGAAUUCCUCCGAUUGAAACUCCUCCCUAUACUCUUCAUAUCACUGACUGUUUUUACGACUUAAAACCGGGUGAUCACAUUGAGAUUCAACGCAGAGGAAUUACAGAAACUCAUUAUGGUUGGAGGUAUGGUGUUAUUGGCCACAUGGAAUCAUGUAAUGGGAAUGAGAAUUAUUGCCAGUGUCAACACAAUGAGGAAUUGGUGGUGGAGUUCAAGCAAUACCCUGAAGCAUCAUACAUGAGAAAAGUAGUCCUAAACAGAAGGAAUUCAGGGGAACAAGGAAGCAGAGCCACUGGUUUCUUUGGUGGAAUUAGAAAGCUUCACAAUCACCAUGAUAUUUAUUUAUGGAAUAACCGCCUCACAGCACAAGCCCUCCAAAUGAUGGAGCCUAGACUACACUAUGCACCUCCAGUAGAAGCACAGUAUCCUGUCCAUGGCCAUCAGUAGAGAUUUUGAAGUGAAUUUCAGGUAGCAGUGUAAUAAUAUGCUUCUUAAUUUUCCUUUUUCCACUUCAAUUUCAAGUUCAAUUCCAUUUAAACAAGUAAAUUUGUACUUAUUGGAUGCAAAACUUUAAUUGGUCAUCAUACAUAGUUCAUAAUUUUGCUGCAUGCAAUGCUCCUUAUGAAGAUAAGUUGAUAACUAGUAUAGUCUUGGCUUGUAUACUUGAACCCUGCCUGGUUCGUGAUGAUGAUUUCCAUUUUCUAUUUUUGUUUUUGUUUAAAGGUAUUCAGAUUAUAUUAUUGCUUUGAGAAGGCAACUUGCCCUCUUAAUAAUAAUAAUAAUCAUAAUUUGUAUAAUCACUCUCACUAUCUAUAAUA
Messenger RNA from Arachis stenosperma, 1480 nucleotides. Its product is annotated as F-box protein At2g26850-like. The transcript is spliced from 6 exons. The record is from RefSeq and is a predicted model, not a curated record. Gene Ontology annotation, molecular function: protein binding. Bases 72 to 1109 code for a protein of 345 amino acids. Lineage: Eukaryota; Viridiplantae; Streptophyta; Magnoliopsida; Fabales; Fabaceae.